CUAAUGAGCUGGCCAGAAACUCUCACAUGACAUACAGUGGUCUGCACCCUACGCGCGCGUACGCGGUCGGUGAUCGAAGAACAGCCCGGGCGAGCAAGCUACAUGCAGAGGUCGCUCUUUGGUUGAUCUGCGUAGAGGCCAUCGAGGGCCUAGGGUGCAUUACAACUUAACUUGCUACAGCGCCAGGCAACAACAAACAGUGGGGAUUAUCUUGAGGACGGAAGCUUAGUUAAAAAGGAUGUGUGCUUGAUUCUACUGCGUUUUCUUUGCAGAUCUUAUUUUCCUGAUCAUUUUUCCGUAGUGAGACAACUGACGGGGGUACUUAGAUGGAGGGGUUCUUGGUCAAGGAUUCCUUGACGGUGCUGACGCAGAAUGGCGAGUGCUCCAUCCAGCUGUGUCUCGGCGACAUUACCAAGCUGAAACACAAGGACAAAGUGGAUGUGAUUCUCAUUUCAGCUUUCCAAGGUGACUACUCCCCCACCCCGACAUCCGUCAUCGGGGCGUUACUGCGAAAUCUGGAGAUAAAUGUGCGGCAUUUGGCGCGAGACAAAGAGGAGGAUUUGCGGAAGCUCUACAGCUGUUGGUGGUCCCGGCCCUUACCCGCUGACAAACCCUACAACAGACUCCUGUGCUUCGAAACCAAACUGUUUGGGUCUCGGCGCCCCCAGGAGUUGGUUAGCGAUGUGUUCCGCUGCCUGGUGCCCAUACUCAACAACAAGGAUGGCACGGUUAUCACACCUCUUCUCAAUACAGGGGACCAGGGCUUUGACCAGGUGGUCAUGUUGAAGGGGAUGGUGGAGGCUGCUGUCAACUGGAUGAAGGCCGGCUUGCCCCUGCGCAUGCUGAAGAUUGUCCUGUACUGCCAGGGCAAAGACGAUGAGGCCAUGGCAAAGGCCGCCGAGAGGGACUAUUCCAGAGUUUUCAAGAGCUUUGAGGACCUGAAGGAGUGCUACAUGAUGAAGGACUUGACCCCCAAGGAAGUCACCAUAGAUUUUGACGUCUACCUGUCCUUCAGCCAGCAUGACACAAAGGUCGUUGACCUCAUCACCGACAAACUGCACUCCAACAAGUCGGACAUCCGCAUCUUUGACAGCCGCCAAAUGAUGAACAUGGACUCGGUGUGGCAGGAAGACAUGUAUGACGUCAUGAUGCACAGUGCUAGGGUCAUCACAGUCUUGACGCCUAACUACCUACAGUGCACGGCCUGCAUAGAGCAGUACAACAUCGCCAUGUGCUGCUCCCGCAAAGCUAUGAGGAAUAUGCUGGCGCCAUUCUACGUCAAGGAGAGCCCCCUGCCUACGUACAUGACACAAGUGCAGUAUGUAGAUUGCAGAUCGAGUGUCACCGAGCGGAUCGGAGAGGCCUGUCACCAGGUUGUCAUCUCCUUGAGCGUCACCUUGAGGGCUGAGCCCCAGAUGGAUCCCUCCCUCCAGUAUGACGUCUUUGUCUCUUACUCUCACGCUGACUCAGAGAGGGCCAACCACAUCGUGGCGACGCUGAAACGUCUCAACCCUGACCUGCGGCUUUUCUUCGACAUACAGGAGCUAAAAACAGGUAGCGCAUGGCAGCGCACGUUGUACCACUCCAUUGAUGGCACCAGGGUCAUGCUCGCCCUUAUCUCCAACAAGUAUCUCUCCUCCGCUGUGUGUCAGGAAGAGUACAACCUGGCAUUGGCCAAGCACUGCUCACAGUCGUCAUCUCUCAAGCUUGUCCCUGUGUGCAUCGAGGACAUCUAUGGGGUCGCUGCAGAGUUCACCAAGGUCAAGAUGGUGAACGCCAAAGGAGGAAGGUUUCAGGCAGCAGUGGACGCCACAUGUACGGCCGUUGUCGAUUGGCUCGCCGACAAAGACGUCCCAGACAACGGCAAGGAACUCUUUAGACAGGAUAAGAAUUUAGCAGCUGAUGCAGACGUAGUCACUGAGAGCCAGAGAUAUGUUCAAUUCAAGAAGCAAUAUGGCACUAAGGAUGCGCUGCUUCCAAAGACAGGGCGCUUUGUGACAGCCCUCCCUAAAUCGGUGCCUGCACGCCCGGAAAAGUCUGAAGGUGAAGAUGAGGCUAGCAAGUGUGACGUGGCUUUCAGCUUCGCCGAGGAAGACGAGAAGUACGCUCAGCACCUCGCAAAAUUGCUCAUGAGAGUCAAAGGCAUCAUGGUCAAAAUGAAAGCCACCUCGGACCACGAGCGACUGGCGCUGAUGGACCAGGCCAAGCACGUGGUGGCCUUCCUGUCUCCCCACUACACCCACUGCUCAGAGAAGUGCGAGGAGUUCAAUAUCAUCCUCUCACGCCAGCGCCUGUCCCGCGGGCGCAUCCUGUUCCCCGUGCACCUGCACGUGCUGCCGCAGCAGCCGACAUACUUCCACCUGGUGCCGUCUGGUGUCAACGCCUCAGACAAGCUGUGGCCGGAACUUUGCACAAUUCUGAAGACUGACAGGGACAUGUAUGUGCUGGAGAAGCACACCAAUAACAUUUCCCUGCCUACCGAGUUGGCCCUCCAAGAAGCAGCCUGUCAGAUACUACAGGAAAUACAAACACAAAGGACCUCUUCCCUGCCAUCCUCAGAGGAAGUGAAGGCAUCGCCGACCCUGUUGAACGUCAACAAAGUCCAAUACCAAGUCGACCACGCGUUCACUACAGACACUGAUUCUGUUGGAGAGUACUUACUGUCGUUAACGCUAGAUGAGGAGGAGACAGCAGAUGCACAGACAUUAAAUGAUAUGAAGGUGGUGGAGCACUCGCAGUCCCCUGUACAAGCUCAGCCAGAUCCUGUCGAAGAAGCCCCUAGCCAGACAGAAUUGGCUGUUACCAGUUCAAAGCAGCCUGAAAGCUGCACUGAAGAACCGGUCUUAACCAGUUCAAAGCAGCUUGAAAGUUGCACUGAAGAACCGCUCUUGACCGGAUCUCAGCCAGGCAGCACCACUGCACAUCAGCCGGGUGGAACCAGCGUGGAACUAGUCAGGACUGGUUCUUAUACCGGCAAUGCAAAAGAAGAAUGCAGCCACUCCGACAUAGUCAGACUAAAUGAGGCUAGAAAACACAAGGGCAGUAGAUCUUGUGCCUUAGUUUGAGACAUUAACCUUUGACCCCUACCAUGUUGCAGUUAAUUAAAUUUUUUGUUAGAACACAAAGAAACUCAAAUUUACCGGUAAGACCUAUCAGUCGAGUGACUCACCUUUCAUAGACUGAUGUUUUAAAGCUGUGGAAGCAUCUUCCAGUGAAUGUUUACAGUGGCUGCUACUUGUUAAGAUAUAAUGAAUGAAAUAUUUUCCAAAUGUCUCCUGUUAAGUACAUGUAUUGAUGUACUUUAUUCUGGAUUAUUGUAAUCAUAAGUGCUGUGAUGUAAUUUACUAAGAAAAGUGCCCUGAGCCUUACGGACCCUGGUGGAUCCCCCAUGACUUUUUAUUCCGAUGUCGCUGCUGUGCUUUUUUUCUUUUCGUGAGCCGAGGUGUUAGGAUUUUUUGAGUAACUCUUGGACACAGAUUUUGUGAAAAUCAAAAAUGCUGUUCUUGUGCAGCGUCCAUUUUGCCAAGAGAGAUCAGCCCACAAUGUAUACUUUUUCCACUGCCAUGUUCAAUGCACGCGCGCUGGCACACGUAUGGCUUGGAACUUCCAAUGACCGUAACAGCAAAACCCAGUGUUGGAGUCGAGAACAUCACAAGACCAGACACAAGACCAUGCACAAG
Acanthaster planci (crown-of-thorns starfish) is the source of this 3680-nucleotide messenger RNA. RefSeq lists its product as uncharacterized. The record is from RefSeq and is a predicted model, not a curated record. Lineage: Eukaryota; Metazoa; Echinodermata; Asteroidea; Valvatida; Acanthasteridae. Gene Ontology annotation, biological process: signal transduction.